GGGCAAGCAGUCAUGAAUAUAUCAAACAAUUCCUCAACUAACCUCGACAACCAAGCGCCGACGCAGCCAAUAGAGGGAAGGCUCCAAUGGCUCGCCACAAUAGUCUUGUUCGGGGUGAUUUUUGUCGUUUAUGUCCUCAUUCUUACCAUGUCCAAUUGUCUGAUCGCUAGAAGCAACUACCUCGCGAGUCCAGAGGAUCCCGAAGAUGCACAGUCUUCAAGCAGCACAAACUCCGAGACUAGCAAUCUGCAGCAGCUGGACUCAGUAGCUCCGCCAAAGACGUAUAAACAGGUGAUAAUGGAGAUGAAACUUGAAGGCACAGGAGGUCAUUUGGCAUGGCCCGACUCGUUUGUCACCUGUGCUAUCUGCUUGGAGGCGAUGGGGGACAGCGAUUCCGUCCGCCGCUUAUCGUGUGGACAUGGUUUCCAUUCGGACUGUAUCGCUUCAUGGUAUCUGAGGCAUCAUUACACUUGUCCUCUGUGUAUGUCGUGCUACAUUACCAGUGGGGUGUGUGCACCUCGAAGCUGAGCGGUGAUCCAGGCAAGGCGUAUGGGGUCUUUGGAUAUCUCGUGGUCACGAGCCUUUUCUUCCAUAACAUUUAUAAGCGUAAGCCCCUAAUCCACGCAUUUUAUUUCUAGGACCUUGCGUGUAAUCUCUGCCAUUGGUUUUGUGAUAGAACACAGGCGAGGCACCAUUUCCUUAG
This is a messenger RNA of Ilyonectria robusta, 703 nucleotides long. RefSeq lists its product as uncharacterized. Lineage: Eukaryota; Fungi; Ascomycota; Sordariomycetes; Hypocreales; Nectriaceae. The record is from RefSeq and is a predicted model, not a curated record. The transcript has 3 exons. Bases 13 to 528 code for a protein of 171 amino acids.